AUGUCAGGCUUCAAUGACACCACGACGUCAGGUCCCGGAGAACAACUCGAGCUCAUGAAAAGACCUCAGGUUCUUCCUGGUCAGGGCUAUGCGACUUCGAGAAAGCACAGGAAGCACCUCAAGUCGGCAGAUGACUUCCAAGCGAUGACUUUGAACUUCUGGGCGAUGGAGGCGGACGAGUCCGUGGGUUCCCCGACCACGAACUCCAACGGCGUUAAGAUCGAUAAGGGAACGACACCAGUCGAGGUAUCAGGAAACUCAGCCCCUGGCUGGAUGCCACCCACUAACACCCUCAUUACCGUACCAGCCAACUAUACCAACGUGGUCGGCCCCAACUAUUCUCAAUACCAUGACCAGAGGCGUGUCUACGAGUGCGGCCCUGACGCAAACGGCACCCUGGCGACAAGCUUCAACAGAGAACCGUACGCCCGCGAUCCAUCCUCAGUGCCAUACCCGGUGAACACGCAUCCAGCUCCUCCUCCUUUGGACGUCGCAGCAGGACAAGGCAGCUACGUCGUCACGGACGCCAGAGAGGCUCCCUACGAUGAACAGAAAUCGGCCUACGGUUACAACCCUGGACCGAGUGUUACCGCCCCGAUUAGCUCCAGCACAGCGCCGUACAGUCCUGGGACCCCAGAGUCAUUGCCGACGGAACAACAUCCUCAGUGUCGCGCCUGUGGAGGUUUCGUCAACUCAGGCCUAGCUUCCGGCAUUGAAUCAUCAGCCUUCGCUUUGUUACAAGCCUACGUCAUGUCCGGGAUUACUGUGCCUCGCGACUACCUGCCUCACCUCCAGAAACUCGCCCUGACGAAUCCCCAAGGCUAUCUCGCAGCUCUGUCUUGUUAUAUACAGUCUGGAUACGGCCGAGCCAUUUCAUUGCAGCACUCGAUGACAAGGAACAGGCCCGUUGGAGGUUGGAGUGCUCCAUACGACCAAGUGUCAGACGCGUACACAGUAAGGAGGGACGCGGUAGCCGGGAGCCACCCGCAAUUCGCAGCAUCGGCAGAGUCCAAAUUGGUUACAGGUUAA
Molecule: messenger RNA, 1029 nt
Organism: Fonsecaea monophora
Lineage: Eukaryota; Fungi; Ascomycota; Eurotiomycetes; Chaetothyriales; Herpotrichiellaceae
Exons: 2
Coding region: 1-1029 (342 amino acids)
Source: RefSeq, a predicted model, not a curated record